This is a messenger RNA of Momordica charantia (bitter melon), 1286 nucleotides long. RefSeq names its product putative carboxylesterase 2. The record is from RefSeq and is a predicted model, not a curated record. NCBI's taxonomy places the organism in Eukaryota, Viridiplantae, Streptophyta, Magnoliopsida, Cucurbitales, Cucurbitaceae. Gene Ontology annotation, molecular function: hydrolase activity.
UUAAAAGCGGAAAAUUUUCAAAAAUUUACGAAAGCACCUUAAAUGGAUUGAAGUGGUUUCUUCCUACUCCGAUUGUCAUCAAUCACGUCUAUUCCCCCAACCAGUUCUUCAAUUAUUUUUUGAAAAAAAUCUUCAACAAUUUUACCUCUAAACUCUCCCAUCGCUUCUCCUCCGCUCCGCUCCGCUCUUCCGCCCAUGGAUUCCGACGCCGCCGACGAAGUAGUUUUCGAAUUCCAACCGGUCUUCCGCGUCUUCAGAAGCGGCCGCGUCGAGAGGCUCAUUCCCGGCGACCGCGUUCCGCCGUCGACUGAUCAGCGGACCGGCGUGCAGUCCAAAGACAUCCUCAUCGAUCCACAAACUGGAGUCUCCGUCCGCAUUUACCUCCCGCCGGUUCCGGAUUCAACAAAGCUCCCGCUCCUAAUUUACAUCCACGGCGGCGCAUUCGCAAUCGGCUCCGCCGAUUCCGCCAUCUACCACCGCCACCUGAUCUCCCUCGCCGCCGAAGCGAACGCCGUCGCUCUGUCGGUGAACUACCGGCUGGCGCCUGAGCAUCCUCUCCCUGCGGCGUACGACGACGCCUGGACGUCGGUGGAAUGGGCCGCCUCGCACGCGAAUCGCGACGGCGCGGAGAUUUGGCUGAACAACCACGCGGAUUUUGAUCGCGUUUUCCUUGUUGGAGACAGCGCUGGGGCCAACAUUUCGUACAACUUAGUGGGCCGGGCUGGUAAUGGGCCGGCGGGAUUGAACAUUGUUGGGCUGGGCCUGAUCCAUCCGUUUUUCAUGAUAGACAAGCCCGAUAAGCUGAUCGAGUACAUCUUCCCGACGUCGGCGGGUCUGGAGGAUCCGAGGAUGAACCCGAGAGCGAACCCGGAACUACGGAGCCUACGGUGCACCCAGGUGGUGAUACUCGUGGCGGAGAAUGAUUGGCUGAAGGAUAGGGGGCGUGGGUUUCACGCGGCGCUGAGGGAGAGUGGGUGGAAGGGGUCGGUGGAGAUUGUGGAAACGGAGGGGGAGGGCCACGUGUUCCAUUUGUUUAAUCCGGAGAACGAGAAGGCUGCUACGUUGGUGAAACAGGUGGCUUCCUUCAUCCAAUCAACGAGCGGAUCCACGUUGGAAUCGGAGACACAUGCCCUUAAAAUUUGAUUAAAUAUAAUAUAUUGCAUCAAGUGAUCAACAGAAUCGUACUUGGUAUAGUGGCUUUCGACCUCACUUAAAGUAAUUUUAAUUUUUAUGUUUAAUUAAGUUUAUAUUACACAACAUGCUUUUUUUAAUAAAGUUAAAUUCAU